Molecule: messenger RNA, 1642 nt
Organism: Cricetulus griseus (Chinese hamster)
Lineage: Eukaryota; Metazoa; Chordata; Mammalia; Rodentia; Cricetidae
Source: RefSeq, a predicted model, not a curated record
AGUGUGUUGCAUUAACUGAGUGAACACAAUAGCUGUUUACGAUGAGUAAACCAAUUCUGUCAGCCUACUUUCACUUCUCCCUCUGUGGAGUUGCUGUUUGCAUCACACAGAGGGAAUAACUUCAGAAGCCUGCCAUAAUCUUCAGGACGCCAGGCACAGCAGUCCACCUGCAGAUUGGGCAUCCUCUUUAUAAAGGAGUCCAGAACAUUCAGAGAAAGAAGAAUCCGAUUUUCCAAGAGAGGGUACCUGUGAACUAUCUGAUACCUGGGGCUAAGAAAAGAAAGAAAACAGAUCAAUGACUGCUGGAUCCACACCCAGACUGCAAGCUCUCUGUGCCUCCAUGCUCUCUGUAUUCCUGGCUGCCUCCUCCAGCGGCUGACAGGACUGCCACCUCCUUUCUACAACUCCAGUAUCAGGAAGAGGAAAGAGGACUCAGCUUCCAGAUCACUUCUUCUUGGAGCCAACUAUUUAGCCCAGAAUUGAAAUGCUGAGUGUUGAUCUUGCUGCUGUCAAGAUGACUUCCCACCUGAUUGUAGAGAUUUAAUCAUGUAGCAGGCCCCCCGGUUCAGCCCACCUAUUCCACAGAACUGGAGUUCCACAGACAGGGAAUAAUGAUGGCUGCCGUACAAGAAGAAGGCUCUUGCAUCAACUUCAGGGAAAUGGCAUUUAUUGACAACACACUUUACUUUACACCUGAAGAUGAUGACGGAGACCUGGAAUCAGACCACUUUGGCAGGCUUGACCGUGUAAGCACAGUAGUACGUAAUAUGAAUGACCAAGUUCUCUUCGUUGACAGAAGAAAGUCACCUGUGUUUGAGGAUAUGACUGAUGCUGACAUAUGGGCUAAUAAACCCCAUACCAGACUGAUAAUAUAUAUGUAUAAAGAUUCUGAUGCAGGGGGAAUGGCUGUAACCCUCUCUGUGGAGGAUCAAAAAAUGUUUACUCUCUCCUGUAAGAACAAAGUCAUCUCCUUUCAGGAAAUGGAUCCACCUGAAUAUAUCGAUGAUACAAAAAGUGAUAUCAUAUUCUUUGAGAGAGGUGUUCCAGGACAUAACAAGAUGCAAUUUGAAUCUUCACUGUACAAAGGACACUUUCUAGCUUGUGAAAAGGAGGAUGAUGUUUUCAGACUCAUUUUGAAAGAAAAGGAUGAAAAUGGGGAUAAAUCUGUAAUGUUCACUGUUGCUACCUUACCUCACAGUUAGGUAUCAAGUAUGUUUGUGUUCCAGAAAGAUGAUUAGAAUGCAUGAGCCUUAUGAUAAGCCAUUCUGUGUUGCCAUAUGAAACACCCGAGGCUGCAUAAUUUAUAAAGCAAACAGGUUCAUUUAUCUCAUGUGUCUAGCCCAAUUCCUACUCUCUGGUAAAUGGCCCUGGCUGCAUUACAACAUGGAAGACAAAGGGAAAGGAAUUAGCUGCAUGUGAAUUAGCACAUGAAUGAGCCUCGCUUCAUAGCAACUCAUUCUUGAGAGAGGCAUUAGUUCUUCCCAAUGCUGGAGCCCUCAUAAUCUAUUCAUCUCCCUCCCACCUCUUAAAUAUCUCACUACCUCAAUACAGUUAUACUGCAGGUCAAGUUUCCAGCACAUGCAUCAUAGCAAAUCUAUUCUGUGGCAGUGAAAUAAAUACCAAUAAUGUCUUCAACAUGUCA